AUGGCGUGGACCGAGCACACCUCGAGCUCUGGCCGCCCCUUCUUCUACAACCCGGCUACCGGCGCCUCGGUGUGGGAGCGUCCGGCGGGAAUUUCCGAAGCGCGAGUGUUCUCGCGAGACACUCCGCCGACGCUGCGCGCCUGCAUGGCCACGGACCGGCGCGUGCGGGCACUGGCUGGUGCGAUCGUCCGCCGGUGUGGCGUCGAUGCGCUGCCGCGUGUGCAGGCGGCUGGCGCCGACACGUCUCUGUGCGCCGACGGCCGUGGAGGCGCCUUCUGCUGCGAGUCGAACCGCAUUUUCCUGUGUGCGUCGACGGCGUGGGUCUCGUGCCGCGAGCUGGCGUACGAGCUGUCGCACGCCUACAACACGUGCACCCACGUCACGCGCUGCGCGCACGGUGGCAUACAGGUGGAUGACGCGUCUUGCGGCUACCUCUCUCCUCCCGAUCUCGCCUGCUCCGAGCUGCGCGCGGCAUAUUGGACGGAGCGCUGUGCGGGCCGUGCAGAGAGGGACGAGGCGCGGUGCCUCAAAUGGCACGCGGCGUGGGCGCUCCGCGCUUGCUAUCCCUCGGAUGAGCACCACCCAGCCCAUGUGCGCCACGCUGUGCAAGAGUGCACACCCAGAGGCGCAGACGCCAACCUCACGCGAGGCGGCGGCGACGAUGAACAGGAAGCGGUUGGGCGCCCAGGGGAGGCGACGGCGGCCGACGCAAAGCGAGUGUAG
Molecule: messenger RNA, 723 nt
Organism: Emiliania huxleyi CCMP1516
Lineage: Eukaryota; Haptophyta; Isochrysidales; Noelaerhabdaceae
Exons: 1
Coding region: 1-723 (240 amino acids)
Molecular function (GO): protein binding
Source: RefSeq, a predicted model, not a curated record